This is a messenger RNA of Sorghum bicolor (sorghum), 1590 nucleotides long. RefSeq lists its product as uncharacterized. The transcript is spliced from 2 exons. NCBI's taxonomy places the organism in Eukaryota, Viridiplantae, Streptophyta, Magnoliopsida, Poales, Poaceae. The record is from RefSeq and is a predicted model, not a curated record. Bases 228 to 1505 code for a protein of 425 amino acids. Gene Ontology annotation, molecular function: protein binding.
AAACGGAUGAGUUCGUUCCUUGCGCCAGUAUAUGCCCAACGACACGCACGGCCUUUUCAGCUUGCCAGCCCAGCCCUCAGGGAACCUAGAUCGAUCUGACUUAUAUAUAUAUAUAUAUAUAUAUAUAUAUAUAUAUAUAUAUAUAUAUAUAUAUAUAUAUAUCCUCCUUCAACUUGCUUAUUACGUGAGCGAUCGCCAAGGAACCGGCCGCCGCCAGAAAAAGAUCUAUGGACCUGCUGCCUGAGGACGUGCUCACGGACGUCCUCCGCCGCCUGCCGCCGCGCGACCUGGCCGUGUCGCGCAGCGUGUGCCGGGAGUGGCGCGCCAUCGUCGACGCGCGCUGCGACCUGCGGAAGGACCUCCUCCCGACCACGCUGGGCGGCAUCUUCGUCAUGAUGUGGGAUCCGGGGGAAGAUCCGGAAUUCUUGGUCCGGCCCUCUAUGAAGCGCACAAUAGACGGCAGGCUUCAAAACUACGAGGGGCUCGAGUACUACAAUAGACCCUACAUUGUGAAUUGCUGCAAUGGCCUCCUCCUCCUUGACGAAUAUGAUCAGGUGGUCAACCCGGCGACAAGGCAGUGGGCGCGCUUGCCGCCCUAUCCGGCCUCGCCUGGGUCGAGCUACUACCCAAAGUACCUAGUAUUUGACCCAACUUUAUCUCCGCCUCCACACUACUAUGAGGUGCUUGCGAUGCAAGAUCUUUUUUGUUUUAGGGAUGAGCUAUCGGCAGAGGGAUCACAAUGGCCGCCAUUGGUAUAUACGAUGGGUAUGUACUCAUCUAGCACGACAAAAUGGGAGGAAAGACUAUUUGCCCGUGAAGAAGGAUCUGCAACAACCAUUGCCUAUGUUGGGUCAGGUCAAUAUCAAGCUACAUACUUGAAUAGAGCACUCUAUAUCUAUUGGUGUGGUGAUUUUAUUAUGCGAAUAACCCUUUUCAAUGAUAAGUAUACAAUAAUUAAUCUGCCGGCCGGUACCAACGAGCUGAGUGAAGAUGACAAGGUUUAUCUUGGAAAGUCAAAAAAUAGGAUACAUUUUGCUCUAGUCGAUAAUGAUCAACUUCGCCUCCAGGUUUGGUUCCUAAAUGAACUGGGUGGGAACACGGAGUGGAUAUUGAAGCAUGGCGCCAACCUGACGCAAAUAUCAUAUUUUCCAAAACAUGAUCAUGGAGCUGAUAGACCAUGGAUUUUACAAUAUGGAAACAACAAAGAGACAGCAGCAGUGGAUAAUGGUUUGGAUUGGAAUUCUGAUGAAGAUAAUGCUCUUGACAUUGAUGACAUGGGUUGUGGAAAGUCCUACUUCCCUGCGUAUAUUGACGUAUUUGGAUUCCAUCCUUAUAGAGAGAUUCUCUUCUUGUAUUUGUCACGUUCAAGAGUUGUGGCAUAUUAUUUUAAUGCCUCAAAGAUUCAGGAUUUGGGAGAGUUCCGCUUUGGAGACAUUUAUCAUACCAUAUAUCAGGCUUUCAUAUAUACACCUUGUUGGAAUGGAGAGUUGUUUGUAGAAAAUUAAUAAUUUAUAAAUGUAUAUAUAGAUUAUUAGUAAUAGCUAGUUAUAGGACUCAUCGGCUCCAAUCUUUUUUUUUUCUUUUCGCUUA